UAAUUUAAAAAUAUUCUUGUCAAACAAUUAAUUACAUCAAUUUAAGUAAUUUUUAUUUUGUAUUUAAUAGUACCUGUUAUACCUGCUAAUAGUUGCAGUUAAUAAGUUAACCACUAAGAUAUAUUAAAUAUCAAAAAUGUGGACCAUUGUUCACUUUAUAAACGAUGAUUCAGUGGAGCCCGUUCCAACGGAUUGGCUUAAUCAUAAUAGCACUCAAUGCGCAUGGCCAAAUAAUGAUUCGCUAAUUGCCAAGUAUCGAGCAAAUAAAACAAGGCCUAAUGGAUUUGAUUUUUCAUAUUAUGACUGUCGAGUGCUUUCAACAAACAUAUUAUCAUUUACUGAUGCACUAGACAAAGCAAAACGGGGACUGUAUACUUCUGAUCUGGAUGACUUUGAUGUUCAAACAACCAGUUACAAACCAAAAAAAUCAACAACCACCACAGUAAAACAAAACAAGUUUUCAAAACCGUCAGCAUCUGUUACUGAUUUACAAAGAAAAUCAACCUUUGCUAAAACACCAGGAAAUUCUUUAAAAAGACCGAAUACAACAUUAUUAGAUUCGCCAGAUUUAAAAAUAUUUAAGAAACAAAACAUCAAUGAAAAAAAAAAAAUAAAUAAGAAAGAUAAGUCUUCCAACUGCAGUAUGUCACCGUUAAUUGAUUGUAAUAAUGAUGUUGAUAAUGAUCAAUGUUCUUCAGAGAUUUGUGAGUCUAUGUUAUUCAAUAAUGAAUAUCAUUUAAUUAUAUUGAUAAUGACUAUAAUAUAUUACGGUUUAAAAAACCAAAUAAGUUAAAUCUAUAUUUAUUUAUUUUAUUUAUAUAGCAUCAAUUGCAGAUGAUGCUGAUCUUGAUAAAGAUUACAAUCCAUCACUUAUUACCAAUCAAAAUAUUCUUCUUGAAAAUGAUGAUGGGAAUAAUAAU
Acyrthosiphon pisum (pea aphid) is the source of this 920-nucleotide messenger RNA. RefSeq lists its product as uncharacterized. Bases 137 to 793 code for a protein of 218 amino acids. The transcript has 3 exons. The record is from RefSeq and is a predicted model, not a curated record. Lineage: Eukaryota; Metazoa; Arthropoda; Insecta; Hemiptera; Aphididae.